This is a messenger RNA of Cryptotermes secundus, 4037 nucleotides long. RefSeq names its product RPII140-upstream gene protein (gene 140up). The coding region runs from base 86 to 835 and encodes 249 amino acids. The transcript is spliced from 6 exons. Gene Ontology annotation, cellular component: mitochondrion. Lineage: Eukaryota; Metazoa; Arthropoda; Insecta; Blattodea; Kalotermitidae. The record is from RefSeq and is a predicted model, not a curated record.
UGGUGGUGGUGGUGAUGGGUAGUAGACGUAGUAGAUGUGUAGGUCUGAUUCCUAAAAUCGUUCACGCCCCCGACGAGGUUAUAAAAUGCUACGCAGAACCGUAAGAAAACCAUGGUAUUUCUGUGGUCUUUUGUCAUUUGACUGGUUAACGGGUAGUCCUGAUAAAGUCGACCAAGUAACAUCAGAGCCUUUUUACCAGCGGACCGUAGAAAAUGAGUCUGGUUGGGAGAGACUUAGAUUAAUGUAUUCCAUGGAUGAGUUUGGCAAUAUUAGUCCUGAACUAAAUGCUGCACUUCAGGCUGGUUUUAUGGGGAUGUUUGUUGGUGCUUGCUAUGGAGGAAUUGUUAAUUCAAAGGUUGCAUACACAGAUUUCAUGGAAAGAAAUGAAGCCACUGUGUUCCAGAGUCAUUUUGAUGCUAAGAAAAAACUUCAAGAUCAAGUGACAGUUGGGUUUGGUAAAGGAGCUUUCAGAUGGGGCUGGCGGUUAGGCAUGUUUACUGGUACUUAUGUAUUGUUGACAACAUCAAUAUCAAUUUACAGAGGGCGUUCAAGCAUUUUGGAGUAUGUGGCUGCAGGUGGUAUCACAGGAGCACUCUACAAGUGCAGCAUGGGGCUUAGAGGCAUGGCAGUUGGAGGGGGCCUAGGCAGUUUUUUAGGUGGAAUAGCGGGACUUGUUUCUUUAAGUAUUUUAAAAUUCAGUGGAAUGACUAUGGAGGAAGUUCGAUAUUGGCAGUAUCAGUGGAAGGAGGACCGAACUAGCAGAGAUUUCAACACUACCACUAGUGAAAAGCGUACAACAGUGAAAACAAGAAUGAUCACCCAACACUGGCACUAGCUGAGAAUAUAUGAUUGUGAAAGGAGGAACUACCAUGCGUAUUUAAGUAAAGAACUGUGCAUGAACAAAACAAGAGAACAUAUGUUAACAGUUAUCAGGUAACAACUGACACUAACACUAUAUGAUAUAGUGCAUAGUAUGCAGUUAGUAUACUUGUGUAAAUUGUUAAUAUGAGAAUAUAAGUACAUUUCACAUGAAUUAUGAUACAUAAAAGUGUAAAUGCAAUGGUGAUUAUCAAAAUGCAGCCCAUGAACAGAACUGUAGAAAAAAAAUGAUGGAAUAGAAACAUGUGAAAAAUCAAAUAUAGAAAAUAUUCCACACAAAGAAAAAUAGAGUGCAGUAUAGGUAAAGCAAUGAGUCAAAGAAAUUACUGAAGAAGAGUAGCUCAGGCAAUGGUUGCUGUAUCAUGUAAACUGUGUGUGAAGAACAGAUUAUUUUUCCUUGCAUGAUCUCUCAUGCAAGGAAGAACAUGUCUGUGUUCUUUACCUACUUCAACAUCACUGCACCUAUGUUGAUCAUAUAUGGUAGAUGGUAGAGGACUUCCCUGGAGAAGUUGUGCACGGGGUUCAAUGCAAGUCAAUAUACUUUCCCAUUAUUUCCUUUGUAAGAAAAGCAUUGGGACUGACAACAGUGGGACCAUCCAUCUGUCCCACCAUUUCUUACACAUCAUGCAUCACAGAAAAAAAGUGAACAUAAAUGAUGAUCAUUUUGGAGACAGCUCUGGGAAAACUGUUAAUUUUGCUACUAUAUUCAUGGGUUUCAGUCCAUGCCAGCUUAUUUCUCCAUUACCUCCUCCAUCAUAGAAGUAUUUGGGUCAUGACAACGGGAUCAUUACUAGGAACCAUGUGGUACUGAUUAAGUGCUUCAGUUGACAGUUGUAAUGUUUCAUAAAAAUAUAAGAGAUUACUAGUGUAGUUCCAUGCCAGAGACAGGAAAGUGUUUAUUUGUCAUGCACUUUUUCUAACAAAACCAAGUACAUAAUGACUGGACUUCGAUUAGCAAUGAAUAUGGUGGUAGGGUGUUACUCCUUAAUGUGUUAGCAACUAUAUACAGUUAUCCCUCAUUUUAUGAAUUUUUGCAACAAUGAAGAGCAUUAUUUGUAAAUAUAUUUUUUACAUAACUCUUGUAUGUAAGCUAGUGGGAAGUCCAUUUUCGAUUUACGAAUUUUCAUGGACUGAAUUACCUUUGUGAAUUGACAGAUACCUGUACUAUGAAAUUGGUAAGGAAAGCAACUAUAUUACAAACAAAGAGCAGAUUUUAUGCUAAUUUAAUAAUAAGAUGUACCCCUGAAGAUGACCCUGUGAGGGUUGAAAAUGUCUGGUUAUUGAAAAAAAAUAUCAUGUUUGUAGCUGUUACAAUUUGACAGUUUUAUGUUGAAUACAGUAUAAUGUAAAAUGGUAUGCAAACUAAAGUGAAUAUAAUUUUAUUUCAGUAUGCCGUGAAAGAUGAUGAUGCACAUGCAAGAUGGGGGAAAAAUAAAAUUAACUUUAAAUUAUUAAUUUUGCAAAUACUGUAUUAAUAUUCACUAUUGGCUGUUAUUGAGUACAUAUAUUGUCAGAAUAUUUUUUAUGCUCCAGUGAUGAGUUUUUCCAUUAUAACAAAGGUAACUACAUAAAAUAUGGCAUAUAAAAAGGGCUAAAUGAAAUUCUGAUGCUCUGUAUAAUCCUAUACAUAUGUUAAGAAAGGUUUCUGAUGGAAGUAUGUAUUAUAAUUGAAACCAUGUCAUUUUCCUUUCCAGUUUGCUGUAUUUUUAAAAGGCAAUCACUAAACCUUCAUUUUACAAAUAUAUGCAUGAAUUGUAAUUUUUGAGGUUUUCACGGCGAUGACUAUGAAGAAAGUCGUUUUCUGGGACAUACUCGCCUGUAAGAGCUGUUACCUGGAUCGCAUCAUCAUGGAGGCCAUUGAGAUCGAGCUCCAUCCGAACAACAUGAACAGGGAAACAGGGUUUUGUCUCAACAAGUCAUGGAAACCUCUCAUCUCUUCCCUCAAGAGAACCCCACACAGCCACCCUAGUUCUUCAUGUCAUUGACCGCCAGUAGCCUGUCCCCAGCAAACCGUUGUUCUUGUUUACCCGCUACCUCCGUGCCAUUGACCUCCAAGUUGCCUGGAUUCACUGACCGGUUCCCCCCAGACCAUAUAUGGCCUUAAUCGCUGUUCACUGUUCCCAUUGGUCCCCUCUCCCAGACCCCCCCCUUCCUGCUUCCUAUAUAAACUAGCAUCUUCACUCCCAAAUCAUUGCAGCUACUGCUCUCUGUAUUUGCAUCGUGAUUCACCUGCCCUGAAGAUGGAGGCGAUACGUUCCUCCGAAACUUCGGUUAAAACCAAGAAUACAUGGCGCCAGAUUCCAGAAGAUGACUUUCUUCAUAUGCAUGAAUUAUUUAUACUGAAAUAAAGGAAACUGUAUUAACUGGUAAGAACAGAUUUUUCAGUGAUUCCUGGCAAGCACAAUAAUUAUUGUACAGUGGAGUAAUACAGUAUAAUGGUAUAUGUAAUUAGGCCACCUGCAUUUUUCUCUUACAUGUAAUAACAGUAUCAACAGUUUUCCUCUAACAGUCAGUCAGUCAUACAGCAGUAUGAGCUACUGUAUAGUAAAGCAUUUACAUUGGAAUUACUUUAGGAAUUAUUGUUUUAAUUUGAAUGUAGACAUAACAGAAAAACAUGAGAACUGCAAUAUAGAAAUAGCUGGAAAUAAGGAGCAUAUUAGCUUGUGUAGUGACAAAUGACAACUACAGUUUUUACAAUCUGGAUUCUGCAGUAUAGAAUGUUGGGAGAGUAAUGUUUUAGGUGUAUGUAUAAUCAAUUACUUGAUGUAAUAUAUUUACCUAUAUACAUACAUGUUCCACUUUUCACUCCAGAUUUUCAGUUUCAAAUGGGAGUGCAACCUGGAUGAACGUUACAUGUGACACUUGAAUGAAAACAUGGUUUGUUAGUUUCUGUAAUCAGUGUUACACCCAUAAACAGAGAUGUAGGAAUUAGAGGGUUCAAAGCAAAAGACCAAAAAAAGCUCAACAGAAUAUGCAAAAUCAGUUUCAAAUCAUACUUCUCCUUAAAACAUACUUUGCUGAAUGAACCUUUCAAAAUACUUUAGGCCCAUACAGUAGGUUGUCACAGUAAACAUAUGAGGCUUUUACAUGAUUAUGUCUGCAAUAGAAAAUAAAGGUAAUUAUGAACCAAACACAUUAAUAAAAAAUGUGAAAUGGAA